This is a messenger RNA of Hyla sarda, 2370 nucleotides long. RefSeq names its product complement C5 (gene C5). Gene Ontology annotation, cellular component: extracellular region. Gene Ontology annotation, molecular function: protein binding; endopeptidase inhibitor activity. The record is from RefSeq and is a predicted model, not a curated record. NCBI's taxonomy places the organism in Eukaryota, Metazoa, Chordata, Amphibia, Anura, Hylidae.
CCGGAGGGCAUUACAAUGGAGCAGAACACCGGAUUCACUCUGGACCCUCAGGGCCUCCGUGGUGUCACCAAGAGGCAGCAGGAUUUACCCUACAGGAUCCCGCCCAACACCGUCCCCAAAUCCAGGAUCAGCCGCGUCCUCUCCAUCAACGGGAACAUUCUGGGAGAGGUGAUUGAUUCGGUCCUGAAUGAGGACGGGGUGAAGUAUUUGGUGAAUAUCCCCAAGGGCAGCGCAGAGGCGGAGCUGGCGAGAGUGGCCCCCAUCUUCUAUAUCUAUCACUAUGUGGAGGUGACGCAGCAGUGGAGCCUCCUGGGGGACAACAUCUUUGCUUCUCAGCUGAGUAUGAAGAAGAAGCUGAAAGAAGGGGUCAACAGUGUCCUGUCCUUCCGAAAUAGAGACUUUUCUUACAGUGUGUGGAGAGACGGGGACCCCAGCACCUGGAUGACGGCCUUCGCUCUGCGGAUAUUUGGCGACGUUCAGCGUUACGUGCCGAUCGAUCAGAUGUCGGUGUGCAGCACGCUGCUGUGGCUGAUAGAAGAAUGUCAGCGCAGAGACGGAUCCUUCCAGGAGAAAUCCACCAACCAACCCGUAAAACUGCAGGGCACCAUCCCGCGAGAAGCCUCUGAGAAGACCCUGUACCUCACCGCGCACGCCGUCAUCGGGAUCCAGAAGGCUUUCCACAUGUGUCCAGUCAUUCAAGUGGAGAACGCACUGAACCUUGCGGUGGAGUAUCUGUCGAAGCAGGCGCCCAAUGCGCAGAGCACCUUCGUGCUGGCGGUCACCGCCUAUGCCCUGGCCAUAUCCGAGGCCCCACUGCAGAGUAAACAUUACACCUUGGGCAAGCUAAAGGGGGAAGCCUUCAGUAAAGGGGUCGGUUACCCUCCGGUUUAUCUAUACUGGAAAGAUACUCUGAAGAAAUUCGAUGACACCGUGCCGAACGCCGAGACCGCGAGGAUGGUGGAGACGACGGCGUACGCCCUGCUGACCGUGCUGAAGAAUGCCGACGUGACCUACGCCAAACCCGUGGUGCGCUGGCUGAAGGAGCAGCAGAGAUAUGGCGGGGGCUUCUUCUCCACGCAGGACACGAUCAUCGCUCUGGAGGCCCUGACGGAACUCGCCAUCAUGGAAGACAAACUGUCCCUCAACAUGGACGUCAAGAUCUCCUACCGAAAAUCAGGGGAGUUCAUGAGCUACCGCCUGACCGAGAGCAAACCAUUCACCAGACCUGUAGAGGUCCCAGUUUUAGAAGAUCUCAUAGUGAGUACGAGGAGCGCCAGAGGAAUCGCAACAGGAAGCGUGCGGACCGUCUAUCACAUCAUGACCCCCCCACAGAAGGAUUGCAAGUUUGACCUUCAGAUCAAAAAGAAGCAGCAGCCGGUGCAGACAGACGAGACCAUAUUUGAUGACGACACCUCCCAGAUGCUGCUCCUAGAAGCCUGCGCCAGAUAUAAACCCCAAAAAAAUGAGAUUGCCACCUCGGGCCAGGCCGUCAUGGAGAUCACCCUGCUGACCGGACUACAGGUGGAUGAGAAGCAGCUGCACAAGCUCGUGAACAGAGUAGAUCAGUUUGUCACAGACUACAGCGUAGAAGACGGAAAAAUCAUUCUCCAUUUUGACUGGAUCUCAUCUGAUGAAUACGUCUGCGCUCCGUUAUACAUUAUGAAGAUAUUUAAAGUGGCGUUUAUGAGCCCGGGGAUCUUUAAGGUCUAUGAGUUCCACGCUCCAGACCAGAAGUGCACAGUCUUCUACAAUCCCUUCCUGGACGAGAACCUGCAGCGAGUGUGCAGCGGGGACGCCUGCAAGUGCAUCCAAGGUGAUUGUCCCAAGAUGAGGAGCCAACUGGAUGAGAGCACAACAGCUGCACAAAGGAAGGACGCAGCAUGUAACGGGGACAUGACCUACGCUUAUAAAGUGAAGGCGGACAUGUUGGAGGAGGAGGGGGAGUUCGUGAAAUUCACGGUGACCAUUAUGGACAUCUUCAAUAAAGGCUCCGCCUCCGUAAAGGCCAAUAAGCAGGUGCGGCUCAUCAAGAAGAAGACGUGCGACCAAUUCAACCUCCAGAACGGCGAACAAUAUCUGAUCAUGGGGAAGGACGGGCUCCAGAUCCGGGGGGAGCGUGAAUUCCAGUACGAGUACCCCCUGGACUCCAGCGCCUGGGUGGAGUGGUGGCCGGAGUCGUGCAGCGGUCCAUCCUGCGGUCCCUUCCUCUCCAUCCUGGAGGACUUCACAGAGAGCAUCCUGCUGGACGGCUGUCAGCCCUAGUCCCCACUCCUCGCUGCAGAUUUGCUACAUUGUUUUGUUGCAGUUACAGAUUGUGUCUUGUUCUUGUGUUUUUUCACCAAAUAUAAAACAAUGAAAAUAAAAACAACA